CCUGCCACGAUGAAUGUCAAAAACAGAAGAAGAGCAUUUAGCAGAUGCUGGAGUUGUAGACUGGUUCGGUCACUGCAUCCAGGCAGUUAUGUCUGGGCAUUUGUGCUCAAAGCUCCUCUUUUAUGCCGGUGGAAGACAUCUGUCCAGUUUUCUCGAGGCCAGCCAGUAUGUUUUACCGUCUACACUGUGUAGAACCUGCCUGUUUCCUUCUCAUACCCGGGGCUUUUCCUCCCGUUAUGGUAGAUCAGAUGGAACCUCGGGGCAGGAAGGCGGAAAUGCAUUCUGUGCUUCUAGACGUGAACCGGACUUCCAGCUGAGCCGGCUCCAGAUCAAUGCAGUUCUUCGUGCUAACGAGCAAUCUGUCCGCAUACCAGAGUUUGAUGGGCGCGGUGGUCCCAGCCCUGUGCUGAGGUUUGAAAGCAACCAACUUGCAGCCAAUACUCCACUAGAGGACCGGCGCAGUAGCGCCAGCUGCCUGCAGACUCGCGGCAUGCUGUUUGGCGUGUUUGAUGGACACGGCGGACAUGCAUGUGCUCAAGCGGUCAGCGAGCGGCUACCUUAUUAUAUCUCUGUGGCGAUGAUGUCAGAAUCUGCCCUGGAGGAUUUGGAGGCCGCCAUGGAGACUUUACGCCCGGUACCGCCGAUUCUAAAAUGGUACAAGCACCACAAUGACUACAACUACAGAGAGUCUGCUACGCUCUACGUCAAUCAUUUGCGUGUUUACUGGCAGGAGCUUCUGGCGAGUGAAGAACACGGCAAUGGUUUGAACCCUGUGGAUGCACUCACGUACGCAUUCCAACGGCUAGAUAUGGAUCUUUCCUUGGAGUCGCAAGUGCCACUGGCCAAUGACCUCAUGCGCAACACAGCCAUACAGGCUGCCUUUGCUGGUUGCACUGCUUGCGUUGCCCACGUGGGACCAGAAGGUGUGCAUGUUGCGAAUGCAGGAGAUUGUCGAGCUGUGUUGGGCGUCCGAGAGGACGAUGGGAGCUGGAGUGCUUUGCCACUCACGCAGGACCAUAAUGCCACCAAUGCAGCCGAGGUUGAGCGGGUAAUGUGCCAGCACCCGGCCAGCGAACGCCAAACUGUAAUCUUAGAUGACAGGCUUCUUGGUGUGCUAAUGCCGUUGCGUGGGUUUGGAGACGUGCGCUUCAAGUGGAGUCGAGAGCUACAGCAGAGUGUGUUGGAGAAUGGAGACUCAGAUUUAGAAGCAUUGAAUAUUUAUCAAUAUGCUCCACCCAAUUACUUAACUCCACCUUACUUAGAAGUCACACCUGAAGUCACUUACCACCGCCUGCGACCACAGGACCAAUUUCUGAUCCUGGCCUCUGAUGGUCUUUGGGACGAGAUGAACAAUGAGGAGGCUGUCAGGCUUGUGGCGGAACACCUGACGGGUAUUCACCUGCAGGAACCGGUCUCAGCCAGCCAGCUUAAUUUGGGUCAAAUGCACCAGCUGCUGCUGCAGCGACGGGCCAGGGCAACACCCGCUCUGGAUCUGAAUGCAGCCACGCACUUGAUUCGCCAUGCGCUGGGCACAGAUGAGUAUGGAGAGAUGGACCAGGAGAGGUUGGCCACCAUGCUGGCAUUGCCUGGUGACCUGGCACGCAUGUACCGUGAUGACAUCACUGUCACAGUGAUUUACUUUAACCCGAACUUCAACAAAUCAUCUCAUAAUAAAUAAUUUGAAAGAAAUUAUGUUUUAAGAAUGGUGUUUUCAGCUGUGAAUUCUAGUUUUGCUAAAUGUUUUUUUUGUUUUUUGUUUUUUUAAGGCUGUUGCUAAUUGUAUUUGAUCCAAUGCUUAACAAUUUUUUUUGCCUCAAUAUAUCUACAGGUAACCUGUCUGAGUCUGCAGUAACAUAGUGUUUUGGAAAAAGAUAAUGCAAACUGCAAGAAUUUGGUGACUCACUUUUAAAAAAGGUCACACAAUGUGAAGAUAUAUGACCAUAUCUGUCCAUGUAGUCCAGUCUGCAGCAGAUACGACUAACAUACCGUCAAAUGAUCAGAAGCAUCUCGGAAAUGUAUGCUAAUUUCCUUUUGAGCUCUUGCAAAUGUUUUUCAUGUGCUGCUUGUUCUUAUAACUCUUAUAACUCGUCAGAGUUAUAUUGUGUACAAUAGAAACAAUUCAAUGAAGCGGACAUUUGAGUGUAUGUUUUAGAAAGGUUGAACUAUGAACAUUAUAAAUUGUUCUAUCACGCACACGCUAUUUAUUCAUUAGCAUAUUAUCUCUGUUCUAUGUCACGUUCGUUUUACAUUACUCCAUGCAUUAGUUGUGUAGCCUAAAUUUUACAUUAAUUUAGCACACUUGACUCUUUGUGCUGUGCGUUUUUUGUUUCAGCAGUUUGAUUUGUCCUCUUUCUGGGAUUUCUUGGCCUUUGCUAUGAAGAAGUUUUCACUUGUCACUUUUGUAAAUUAUCAAAGUACCACAGUGAGUCACAAAAUAAACUUGUCAAUGGUUAAACUGA
This is a messenger RNA of Myxocyprinus asiaticus (Chinese sucker), 2459 nucleotides long. Its product is annotated as pyruvate dehydrogenase [acetyl-transferring]-phosphatase 2, mitochondrial-like. The transcript is spliced from 2 exons. The record is from RefSeq and is a predicted model, not a curated record. Bases 14 to 1678 code for a protein of 554 amino acids. Gene Ontology annotation, molecular function: protein serine/threonine phosphatase activity; cation binding. Gene Ontology annotation, biological process: protein dephosphorylation. Lineage: Eukaryota; Metazoa; Chordata; Actinopteri; Cypriniformes; Catostomidae.